Pygocentrus nattereri (red-bellied piranha) is the source of this 6816-nucleotide messenger RNA. RefSeq names its product endothelial PAS domain protein 1b (gene epas1b). The record is from RefSeq and is a predicted model, not a curated record. The transcript is spliced from 16 exons. Gene Ontology annotation, molecular function: DNA-binding transcription factor activity, RNA polymerase II-specific; RNA polymerase II transcription regulatory region sequence-specific DNA binding; protein dimerization activity. Gene Ontology annotation, biological process: regulation of transcription by RNA polymerase II; cellular response to hypoxia. The coding region runs from base 295 to 2793 and encodes 832 amino acids. NCBI's taxonomy places the organism in Eukaryota, Metazoa, Chordata, Actinopteri, Characiformes, Serrasalmidae.
AAGUUCUUCCAGACUUUCAGCGCGAGCGGGGAAAGUGCGAGCGCGCUGCCUUCUGGACUGCGCGCGCCUGCAAGCUCGCUGGAGGUUGGCGUAAGCGGCUGUACGAUCCUCGGCAGUGUUUCUGAGACUGUAUAGCCGGAGCUUUAUCUGGUUUUCGCCCCUCAGUCGGACUUUAUUCUUCUUCGAGCGCCGAAGUCGAGGCGUCAGAUCCUUUAUACUGAUUCCAAGCGGUGCCUUUAAACCUGUUGAUCCCGCCGAGGAACUCCAGCCACGACCGAGCGGAGCUACGCAGAGAUGACGGCGGAGAAAGACAAGAAAAGGAGCACUUCAGAGCGGCGGAAGGAGAAGUCUCGAGAUGCUGCACGCUGCAGACGCAGUAAGGAGACGGAGGUGUUUUAUGAACUGGCCCACCAGCUGCCCUUGCCCCACAGCAUCAGCUCUCACCUGGACAAGGCCUCUAUCAUGAGGCUAACCAUCAGCUUCCUACGCACACGCAAACUCCUCGCAUCAACCUGCAGUGUCAGUGAAAGAGAAGCAGACAGACAGAUGGACAGUCUUUACCUGAAGUCACUGGAAGGCUUUGUCUCUGUGGUAACAUCAGACGGAGACAUGAUCUUCCUAUCGGAGAAUAUCAACAAAUUCAUGGGUCUUACACAGGUUGAACUGAUAGGACACAGUAUUUUUGACUUCACUCAUCCCUGUGACCACGACGAAAUCCGAGAGAACCUCACCCUCAAAACCGGUGUUGGCAAGAAAGGCAAAGAGCUGAGCACAGAAAGAGACUUCUUCAUGAGAAUGAAAUGCACAGUGACGAAUCGAGGGCGCACCGUCAACCUCAAAUCAGCCAGCUGGAAGGUCCUGCACUGUACGGGCCAUCUGAAGGUGUAUAACAGCUGCCCACCACGUGUGCUAUGUGGCUUUAAAGAGCCACCCCUCACCUGUGUGGUGAUGAUGUGUGAACCCAUCCCUCACCCCUCCAACAUUGACACACCACUCGACUGCAAAACCUUCCUCAGCCGACACAGUAUGGACAUGAAGUUCACCUACUGCGAUGACAGAGUGACUGAGUUGAUGGGCUACAGUCCUGAAGAUCUCCUUGGUCGCUCCGUGUACGAGUUCUACCACGCUCUCGACUCGGAAAGCGUCACCAAAAGCCACCAGAACUUAUGCACAAAAGGGCAGGCAGUGAGUGGUCAGUAUCGGAUGUUGGCCAAGCAUGGGGGUUACGUUUGGAUGGAGACGCAGGGCACGGUCAUCUACAACAGCCGCAACUCGCAGCCACAGUGCAUUGUGUGCGUCAAUUAUGUGCUGAGUGACAUUGAGGAGAAGUCCAUGGUCUUCUCCAUAGACCAGAACAAGCCUUGUUUCAAGACUCACCACAUGAGCAGUUUCUUCAUCCAGGCUGGAUCUGCCAGGGCCAAGGACACCGGCGGAGCUCUCUUCACCACACUCAAAGAGGAGCCUGAGGAUCUAACCCACCUGGCACCCACACCUGGAGAUACCGUUAUUGCCCUUGACUUUGGUCGUCCUCCAUAUGAAGAUUACCCAGUGUGCAAAGAAGUGUCUGCCGCUCACUUAGUUGAUGAGGGCCACAAACCAAGCUUUGCCAGAGACAGGCCAAACAUGGCCACCACCUACUCUGUACCUCAGGCUCCACCUCCCAGCAGCGCCACUCCCAGCCUGAGCAGCUGCUCCACACCAAGCAGCCCAGGAGAUUACUACAGCUCAGUGGACAAUGACCUGAAGGUGGAGCUCACUGAGAAACUGUUUGCUCUGGACACACAGGAGACAAAGAACUCCUGCAGCCAAGAGACUGACCUAAGUGAUCUGGAUCUGGAGACGCUGGCCCCUUACAUCCCAAUGGAUGGUGAAGACUUCCAGCUGAACCCCAUCUGCCCGGAGGACACUCCAUCAGAGGCUGCUGGUCUGGUGGCCUUUCAGCAGAGUUUCAGCAACAUUGCCAGUCUCUUCCAGCCCCUAAACCCUCCUACACCAGGCCGCUUCCAGCCUAACCUACGCUCUGCAGAGAAAAAACAAAGGCCCAGUGGUGGCUCUGUGGACCCCUGGCCAGCCAUAGCGUACGGCAACCCCAUACAACUCCCUCCCUACCACGACCCAGCGAGUACACCUCUUUCUUCUAUGGGUGGGCGUCAGAAUCUGCAAUGGCCGCCUGACCCUCCAUUAAAUUAUCCAAACGCCAAGGCUAGCUUGAUAGACUCUUUGGCUUCAAACCGGUCCUGCCAGGCUGUGCCAGUGAGUCGGAUGCCCCUUCACAAGCAAAGGUCUGUGGAGAAAUUUGGGCCCAGUGAGGCCUACAGAGACUUGAGCCCAGCUCGGCUCGCAAUAGCAAACAGCAUGAAGCGCUCAUUCUCACAGAUGACCAUGGGCGAAGCGUCUGCUGCUAAGCCACCAGAGAUGAUAUGGAAGAGGAUGAGGAAUGAAAGCUGUGCGGUCUUGGACAGAAAGUCUCACAGCACCAGUGCCUUAUCAGAUAAAGGCAUGGUCCCACUAGCUGGCAUGGACCACCAGCACAGGAAAACCCUGUAUCCACGUAAUCAAAUAGGACUGGCAGAAAAGCUCUAUCCAGAACAAUGCUGCAACUACAGAGAAUACAACAUGCUACCCAACACAAAAAUGGAAGGUGUAGCGAGCCGUCUCCUCGGGCCCUCCUUUGAGACGUACUGUCUGCCCGAGCUGACGCGUUACGACUGUGAGGUCAACGUCCCUCUGCAAGGCAACCUGCACCUGCUGCAGGGUAGUGACCUACUGCGGGCUUUGGAUCAGGCCACCUAGAUUUGCCACCUCCCCCCUACAGUGCCAUUAACCCAGCUAUAUCACUCACUCUACAGUAUACCCAUUGGCUAAUGUACACACUAUACCCCACCGUAUACAACAACAACGUAGCUUUGAUUCUAUUUGUAUGGUCUUCAUCUUUAUAAAUUAUACACAGUGCUAUAUAUACAGUAUAAUAUAUUAUUUUUAGUAACAAAAAGCUCUUUCAUAAUGAGUUGAAUUUUUUUGUAUUAGUUGAUGUUCUGUUGCAGAGUUGUACUGUCAUUGGCAUAUCUGUUUCUUCUUUACUUGUAAGCUCGUUUUCAGCGUGUUUCUCUCUCGUCUGCCUGUCAGGCAUUAAAAGCAGCAGUCUACUGUCUUGAGGAAAGAUGAUCUACUGUAAGAAUGUUAUUUGUUCUCCCGCUUUUGUUUUUUGUUCUCCUCUAAAUUUCCUACCUCUGACACCUUAAGCCUUUUACCUGUCAUAUGUAUGCAUGUUUUAGUGCCUUCUCUUUUCCGUUUGCACCAGUGUUGCACCUGUCUCCUCUUUUCGUCAGUUUCUUUCUCUUUCUUUCUCUCACUCUCUCUUUCUUUCUCUCUCUCUUUCUCUAGCCAUUGUCUUUUGUGUGGUGACCACUCUAUAUAUAUAUUUUUUUGUCAUUGUAGCUGUAAACACGAGGCUCUAAGAGGCUCUAAAGUUUCUACUAUAAAUUUCUCUAUAAAGUUAGAGUUGUAGCGCUCAAAUACCUGGGUACUUUGUCUUAUCUACUUAGUAGAUGUGGAUCGGAGUGCUGAUUUUAAGUGGUCUGUAGUGCUGGUAUCUGUUCGUUCCCUUCUAGUGGCAUUUUUUCCCCCUGUAAUAUGCAAAGGCAUAUUAUAUUUUGUUGGCAGGCCAGUACAGUUUUAUUCUUGCUCUAAUAAGAGAAAAAAAGAUAUGUAGAAUAAAAAUGGUUCUGCUAUUGAGAUGUAGCAAAUUAGUUAUUUUUGAGAGUAAAAUAUUAUAAUCAAAAUAAUCACUUUUAUCAUUUAUUAAAAGAUUGUGUUCAAAGAAACUGCUUUCAAUGUAUCCAGUUUUAACAGUAUUUCUAUACUUAGUAUACCAACUGAGAUUGUCUAUAAAGUUGAAUCACUGAUGACUUAAAGGGGAAUUCCACUAGUUUCUAAAAUGUCUUUGUAAUUAAAUGGUUACAAUGUGAAAUAAGUAAUUUAGGGUGGUUUGAUGUUAAAUCCUCCAUUCUAGAGAAACUUGCUGAGUCAGAAUUGUUCACAGUGGUGGUGAUAGAAACCAGACGUCUAAAGCGUUUUAAACUUUAAUUUUUUUAUGCAUGUUUUGUGAAGUUUUUGGCCUAAAACAUAUUUUAAAAUACAGAGUGGUACCAUAUAUGCACAGGAUUUUAAGGCAAAAGAGUUCCUGAAAGCACCAUUUCCCUAUUAUUAAUAUUAACAUGCUCAGGGACAGCAGAUGACAAUUAGCCAUUUGGCUAAAUCUGGCACAUUCACAUUAAGAUUAAAAUUAAGUGACCCUUAUUAGUCCUACAACUGGGAAAUUUAACCCAUCUUUGCAGUGAAACCCCACAUACACACUAGUGAACACACACACUAGGGGGCAGUGAGCAUACUUGCCCGGAGAGUUGGGCAGCCCUAUCCACAGCGCCCUGGGUGCAGGGGGUUAGGUGCCUUUCUCAAGGGCACCCCAGUAACAUGCUGUCAGCUCAGGGUAUUGAACUGGCAACCUUCUGGUUGUAUUUAUUAUUAACAAUACAUUAAAAACCCUCUAGGAAAUAGUAAACUAGUAAAUAAAUUAGCUAUAAUUGCGUUGUAGACAAGGCAACGCCUGGUUCCCACCAUGAAGAGAACUGAAUUGGUAAGUCUCUUUAUGAUUAGCCAUUUCACAUCAAACCAAUCUGAAUAACUGUUUGCAUCACACCCACUGAAUUAUAGAGAAAUAUUAAAACAUCAGUGGAAUUCCAUUUAAUGUCUAAAUGGUAAAUUCAUCACUAAUGUAACCAAGCCAUGCCCUUCAUAUGCACAGAUGUAGUUGUCGGCUAUCUAAUCUGCUCUUCACACACACACACACACACACACACACACACACACACACACACACACACACACACACACACACACUAACUAAUGCAACUGUAUCCUUGUUGCUAAUCCUUUACUUGUCUGAUGCUAACCCCAUGGAGAUGAAAUGGCUGAGAUGCAGUCAGGAUCUGAAAGGGUGAAGUUUGGCUUUUUUAUGCACAGUCCAGUCCCAGCCUGACAUUGAACUGGAGAUGUGCUGCUUUGUGAUGGCUUAAGUAUCUGAAAUGCGCUUGUCAGACAGUGUGGGCACACAAGGGUGAGCAAAACCAACUUAAUGGAAAGUGGUCCCUUUUUGCUCAGGUAAUUCUGCCAUUAUCUGCCAUUUAUGGAUUGUAAUUUGUUCAAAAGGAACAUUACGGAAGGCUGCAGCUGGUAACAUGAGUCAGCUGCACGCUGAAAGAAGUGAUGCGAAGGUGCUGAUUACCAGUGGAGGGUUGCCAGAUUGAUACUGGCUGAGUGGCAGUGGUAAAUAACCUUUUUACCUGAAGGCUGCAAAUCCUAACAUCCUUAUAAAAUAUACUGUCCAUCUGUUCCGUCUUUAGCUAAUAAUCAGUUACCAUAAACAAUUUUCCCUGUAUUUAGUAAAAGAGCAGAAAAUCUGUUAACAUGAAACUCACUUAUAUUAGAAGCCAAUGGGCAGGUGCUGAGUUGAGCUUCAAGUUAAUGGGUUUUUCUGUUCAUUUACUCAGUUAAAGGAAGGUGUUGUCUGCAGUAAUCGAUGGUUCAAUCGAGAUUAGGUUGAAAAAUGCUGGAGUGUUCUUUUAAAGGGCCCACAUCCUACAUUUAUCUGGUCACACUUCAUUUCAAGUGUUCCUGUUUAGAUGAAACAAACACUCAGUAACAUGUCAAAAAUACAUACAUUUUAUAGUUGCAGUGUGAAAGGGUGGGGUUGUAGGCCGAAUAUGAUGAUAUAUGUAAACGCACUGUUUUUAUUUGUCACAUUACAAAAUCAAUUAUUUUAAAACCAGCUGUUUUUAGCUUAGUUUUCAUAUAUGGACUGUAUGGACUGGGCAGUGACAUGUUUUGAUGUUUUCAUAAUUCAUGUAUUUAAAAACUGCAAGGAAAAAUUUGGUUUUCCAUUAUAUGGGCCCUUUAAAGAUUCUUCCUUCCUAUCUGAUACAGUGUAUUUGCUGAAAAGACACAGUAUCAGGCCAAUGGGAGAUAGAUGGAGAGAGAAAUAAUUUCCCUAUAGUGAGUGGUAGAGAGAGAGCUGCUCAGUCUGCCCACUGAAGCAGAUUUGUCUUCAAAUUUCUUGCUCGAUCUCUUUCCUAUUUAUGAAGUGCUCCAACAGAAUUAGGAGAGAAUAGAGCAGAAGGGCUGAAAAACACCAGCAUCAGUGUUUCAGCAGAUAUUAGACAUUAGUGGUACCUCGAGAGUUUAAGGUGUGACUACUCACCUGAUCAUGUAUAGUCUGCUGUAACACAAAGCAGUUCCGAAAGAAAUAAUCAGAAUCAGAAACACUUCAUUCUACAUAGCAUUAGGUGAUCUGUAAAUCCAAGUGUGGCCAAAGUGUAACAGUAAAACAAACCUUUCCGAUACUUUUGAGCCCCAAGUUGAUUUGAGAGUCGUGUAUUUGCAUGUGAAGAGAGCAGCGGUAAGUCCAGUCAUUCAACUACGGAGGCUACUCACCAGUAACUCUAGAUACUCUGAGGCACGAAGGGCAAAAAUAACCUGUACAUUACAUUUUAACCUUUGUCAUCUGUAUUAACAUACCUGACCUGUUUCAACUUUAAAGACAAUAUCAGCAAACCUUUGAUUAAGUCAGUUCCUUUGGACAGUCUGCCUUUAUCCAAUUAAAGUUUUGGAUAGGUUACUCAAUCCUGUAUUUUCAUAUGCUAUAUUAAAAUUGACAUUAUUAUGAUAUAUUAUUAUUGUUGACAAUACUGUAUGGGAAAUUUUACCCAAUAAGAAGUUGUAUCUCUGCACUGAUAUCUUAUUAAAGCAUAUUGAUCUUCA